AAUCAGCGCGCUGUCAAACAGUGUGAGUGGCGCGAAAGCGAGUAUAUACUGCCUCUGUGCGUCUCGCGCUCUCUCUGCUCCACGAACACGGAUCGUGCGCGCAGCUUCUAACUAGAGAGCGCGAGACCUGGUAGCGGAGAGACCUCGGGGCGGGAGAAAGGGAGUGUGCUGGUGUAUGUAGAAAAGAGAGAGAGAAAGAAAGAAAACGAGAGAGAGAGAGGUUGGAAAAAGACUACCACCUCUAUCCAUCAGCCGAGAAUCCUCGGGGAAGUCACUUCGAGCGCGCGAGCUGUCGGUGCGGCAUUUCUGCCCGUCCGAGCAAAUGGAUCAUUAAACAGCGCAGGAUGUGACUGAGGGACCCAGAAAAAACAAUAACAAAAUAAAGUAUUAUUUUUCGCUGCUCCAAUUACGCUGGUUAGUCACUUGUUUUUUCUUUCACCAGGGUUUUUGUUUUCUCUUUUCAUCAUUAAUGUGCGGAUGUUUCGGCGAACAGAUUCUAAGUGAUGUCAGGAGGAAAUGUCAUAAAUGCAGCUGAAUGAAUGAAAAGUUCAAAGAUUUUUCAUGGAUGGGGUCUAAUCUAAUGUCAAGCUGGUUGUGAAGGUGUUUGAUCUGGUCCCCUCGACCCCAGCCGGAGUCCCCAUGGCUGCUGGAGUGGCAGCCUGGCUCCCCUUUGCUCGGGCGGCGGCCAUAGGAUGGAUGCCCGUGGCCAACCUGCCCAUGCCCGUCGCACCGUCCAAUAAGAACAAGCAUCAGGACGAACUUAUUAUCCUCAACGUCAGUGGCCGACGCUUCCAGACCUGGCGCAACACGCUAGACCGUUACCCUGAUACACUCCUGGGGAGCUCCGAAAAAGAAUUCUUCUUCAAUGAGGAAACUAGGGAGUAUUUCUUUGACCGAGAUCCGGAUGUGUUCAGAAGUAUUCUUAACUUCUACCGCACAGGGAAGCUGCACUACCCACGCUACGAGUGCAUCUCUGCUUACGACGAGGAGCUGGCAUUCUUUGGAAUCAUUCCCGAAAUCAUCAGCGACUGCUGUUAUGAAGAGUACAAAGACCGCAAGAGGGAGAACGUGGAGCGUCUUAUGGAUGACCUUGAGGACAACAAAGACAGCAAACUCCCCAACAUGACUUUCCGCGAGACCAUGUGGAGGGCCUUUGAGAACCCACACACUAGCACCAUGGCGCUGGUUUUCUACUAUGUAACCGGAUUCUUCAUCGCCAUAUCUGUCAUCACCAACGUGGUUGAAACGGUUCCUUGCGGUUAUAUGCCGAACCAGAGAGACAUCCCUUGUGGUGAGCGCUACACAGAGGCGUUUUUCUGCAUGGACACAGCUUGCGUAAUGAUCUUUACGGUGGAGUAUCUGAUGCGACUGUUCGCGGCGCCCAGCAGGUACCGCUUCAUGAGAAGCGUGAUGAGUAUUAUCGAUGUGGUGGCCAUCUUGCCGUAUUACAUUGGGCUCGUCAUGACCAACAACGAGGACGUAAGCGGAGCUUUUGUCACGCUACGGGUGUUCCGCGUCUUCCGGAUCUUUAAAUUCUCCCGCCACUCCCAGGGUCUCCGGAUCCUUGGCUACACGCUGAAGAGCUGUGCAUCCGAGCUCGGUUUCCUCCUCUUCUCCCUCACCAUGGCCAUCAUCAUCUUUGCCACAGUCAUGUUCUACGCUGAGAAAGGCUCCUCGUCCAGCAAGUUCACCAGCAUCCCGGCCUCCUUCUGGUACACCAUUGUAACCAUGACAACACUAGGGUGA
Molecule: messenger RNA, 1746 nt
Organism: Carassius gibelio (silver crucian carp)
Lineage: Eukaryota; Metazoa; Chordata; Actinopteri; Cypriniformes; Cyprinidae
Product: potassium voltage-gated channel subfamily D member 3
Exons: 2
Coding region: 640-1746 (368 amino acids)
Biological process (GO): protein homooligomerization; potassium ion export across plasma membrane
Cellular component (GO): membrane; voltage-gated potassium channel complex; neuronal cell body
Molecular function (GO): A-type (transient outward) potassium channel activity; protein binding
Source: RefSeq, a predicted model, not a curated record